AUGGAGGGCUGGCAUCCUUCACUAGAAGGUUUGUGCGAUGAGCUUCUGGGAGAGGAGCAGUUGCUGAGCCAGCGAACCGAGAGUGCGGAUGCCAUCCGCACACCGUCCGACUCUUCCGAAGAUCAGCAGAACCAGGUUCAAGGCUUAGGUACUGUGUCGAUUUGGUGGGCUAAGCUACUGAGGAAGCACAGUACACUCACAAAGUCACGUGCUGAUCACAACAGACCUGUUACAGUUCUUUCUGGAUGCACGGGUGCAGCGGCGGAGAUUGCCGUCUUCAAGGCACUUGGCAUACCGUUCGUGGUGCUGAGUGCAUCGGACCCGAGCUUGAAGUGCAGAGCAUUUGUGGAGGCCAACUACCCAGAACAUGUCCCACUGCACUGGUUUGCAGACAUAGAAGACCAGUACGAAGGCAAAGCUUGCAUAAAUCAUCCUUCCAGUGCAGGCUGUGACGCUUGUUCUGUUGGCUCUCAGGGGCUGGACUUUGCAAUCACUGGCAGCCCUUGCCACCCCUUCUCUGUUCAACGUCCCGACCGUUUCCAGGGUGGUAUUGCGGAGCAUGCCGAGUUCAACACAACAAUGACAUCAUUGUUGCGGUGGUCCAAGCGCUUCCAGCCGAAGGUAUGGGUCAUGGAACAGGUUGAAGGCUUCGACAUGCCAAUGACAAAGAAUGACAAAGACCCGGAACGCACACCAUUGCGAAUGCCAGGGCCUUAA
Messenger RNA from Symbiodinium sp. CCMP2456, 717 nucleotides. The record is from the annotation of a GenBank genome assembly. NCBI's taxonomy places the organism in Eukaryota, Dinophyceae, Suessiales, Symbiodiniaceae.